Molecule: messenger RNA, 396 nt
Organism: Dovyalis caffra
Lineage: Eukaryota; Viridiplantae; Streptophyta; Magnoliopsida; Malpighiales; Salicaceae
Source: the annotation of a GenBank genome assembly
AUGCCAAGCUCUUCUUAUCUCGAGGAAAAUCAAAUGUUCAAGUCUCAAAUUAACUCUACUUCCUUUGAUGGGCCAUCUAAUGUUGAAAAUGCACUAGGAACAGACAACAGAUAUUUUGAUGUGGAUAUCAGUACUGGAGCGCCAUAUGAGUUUCUCAAUGAAGAACCACCCCUUGAGGGACUGUGGGAAAUGUUCAAUACUAGUAAGAAUUCUUCAUCACAAUCUGGGAUUCUGGAGGAAGAAUCCUUUGAGGCGUUGUGGGAAACUUUCAAUACUAGCAAGAAGCUGAAAGGUGGCGAAUCUGUUACUAAAAAGUUGAUGGAGAAGUAUAUUGUGGACAAUGCUCUUGAAAAUUUUGAUAAAGAACAUGAGAGCUCAAGCAGCUCGAAGCCAUAA